Messenger RNA from Caenorhabditis sp. 36 PRJEB53466, 6843 nucleotides. The record is from the annotation of a GenBank genome assembly. Lineage: Eukaryota; Metazoa; Nematoda; Chromadorea; Rhabditida; Rhabditidae.
AUGGCUUGUAAUCUGUCGCCGGUCAACGAGAUGGCCGACUCGAUCACGAGCAGCACUCCGUCAGAGGUAGGUGGCAACCGGGUGGCGCGCCUACGACAGUUAUCUCGUUCUCUUAUCGCCCACAGUAAAUACCGUUUUGUUUCUCUUCCGCUCCCCUCUUCAUUAUCGAUUGGUCUAGACUCUAGAGAGACACUAGAGUAGUCCUGGGCGCCUGACUGUGGCCCGUUUUAUGCUGCAUUCAGUGCUGAUGGGAGAUAAAUUAUGUCAGAUUGUGUAUGGCAGCACCGGCUCUCCAGAUGAGCACCGCACCAUGUCGGACAAAGUGCAGACGAUGGCUUCUGCCAUCUAUCGUGAACUGGAAACAAUGAUAAAGGAGCGCGGCGAGGACGGCGUCAAGGUGAGUCUUCUCCUGAACUCUGGCUGAACAAUGAACAUUCUCGUCUUGUUUGUUAGUAUGCAAAUCGGCCAGAAACAGGACACCGAUCAUCUGUUAUUUUCUCUGUUCAGACCCUCAUGCCUCUUGUCGUGAAUGUGCUCGAAUCACUCGAUUUGGCUUAUUUGGAACGAGAUGAGCAAGUGGCAGAGCUCGAGAUGCUCAAAGAAGACAAUGAGCAGCUGCAGACCCAGUACGAAAGAGAAAAGGCACUUCGGAAGCAGACGGAGCAGAAGUACAUCGAGAUAGAAGACACGCUGAUUGGACAGAAUAAAGAGCUCGAUAAGAAGAUAGAGUCGCUUGAGUCCAUCAUGCGAAUGCUCGAACUGAAAGCAAAAAAUGCCACCGAUCACGGUAUUUUCACAUCCCAACCAGCCAAUUUCAUACGAUUUUCAGCAAAUCGUCUGGAAGAACGAGAAGCCGAGCAAAAGCUCGAGUUCGACAGACUCCAUGAGCGAUACAACACUCUUCUGCGGACGCACGUGGAUCACAUGGAACGGACAAAGUACCUAAUGGGCAGUGAAAAGUUCGAGUUGAUGCAGAAUAUGCCCCUGCCGAAUGUGCAGCUCCGCAACAAGUGAGUCCCUUUCCCUCCUUCCCAUUUUCAACCAGUUUCGUGACUGUCGUGUCGUCGUUUGUAGUUGGUUUCCCAUCUCCCAUCGCUUGCAUAAAAGUGAUCAGAAUCCGCUGUGAGUUUCUCGUCGAGCCCUCUUCUUUUUCUGUUUCCACGGUUUGAGUCCCCCUCGAAUCGACUCAGUUUAGGCACACAUUUUGGAGAGCAUGAAACCCACAUUCAUUGUUUUUUCUGGUUGUUGUGUAUUCUUUGUGUUAUUUCCUCGGAUUUGUUCGAUUUCUGUCUGAAACAACCGUUUCAGAAUGGGAAUGGCUGCCUCUGUCGAUGCUUCUUCGAUUCGAGGAGUCUCCGAUCUAAUCUCAGCCCACAUGACACAGUCCACCACUAUGGACGUCAAUCUGGCGAACCAUAUCACAAACGAAGGUACGUGACACUUCGACGUGGCGUCUUCAACAGGGGUUCUGUAUGAAAUCAAACAUGGAAAGUAUUAUUUUCGCAACUGACAUGAACUCACAAACACUGACUUUAAUAGCAUUCGGUACACUUGCUCCUUUCCCUUUUCCCUCAAACCCUCACCGUUUUCCAGAUUGGCAAGACGAGUUCUCGUCCGACGUGGAACCGUCGCCACGCGACAUUCCGCCGUCAGCCAACGAGAUUCUCUCGCAAGCCAACUCGCCCGUUUUCGCGAAAGAACCGACUCCGAAGCACGAGAUGACGUCUCCCAAGCAGUCGGAAGAAGAGGCAGAUGAGACGACUUCUGUGUAAGUUGCCACGUGGCAUCUUCUACAAAAAAGUUCAUUUUUUUCAGUGAGCACAGGGAAACAAACGACUCUCUUGGCGCAGAUCUCACAGGUUUGUGUUCUAGAAAAAUUAACGAAGAACAAAAGUCGAAUCCACGUAGUGUCUUUACCACUAAUCGGAGUGCUCUUUUGUGCUUAAAAGGAACUGUUUCCUUUCUAACCUUUCAUCUCUGCUCUUUUUUCACACACAUUUCUCUCAUGCACUCACGAUUUGGGGAUGUCCGGGAAAGAAGCAGAUAUCGGGGCGAAUCACUGGCACACACCGUCCCACCCACCUCUCCAGUUUCUUAGUUUUAUUAUUCUCCCAUUUUGACAGGAAACCUAGUGGAUCCGGCGGAGUUCGCUUCAGCGGGUAAUUUUUCAGUUCAUAUCGUCGUUAUCCUCCUUUUCCUCUAUCAUUUGUCGUUUUCUGCUUGCUUCUUUCUCGCUUUUGUCCGGUUUUCCCUGAGCAUGAUCUGACUGAAACCCACAAAAAGGCUCUCCAAUCCACUCCGGCACACCUCCAUUUCCCUUUUGUCAAAAGUAGAUGUUGUAUCGUAUUUUGAUGUGCGUUUUGUGUUUUGGCAGAUGACGAAUCGGAAUGGAAUGCGUUGGGAUUGAGACCGCCACGUGGCAGCCGCUGGAACGACGGAGGGAUCGACGACGACGACACUUCGGACGACGGCAGUUUGGGUAGGGCACACGGCACAAAAAGAGCAUGUGCAUGCGACAGCGCCAGUGUUCUCAGUUCUGCAUUUCUCAUUCUCUUUCUAUCUCUUUUCCAUUAUUAACAAUCUCUCUUUUUCAGUUAACGACACAUUCAUCGGUGAGUUUGGAGACAAAAUGUCGUGAUUGUAAAUUUAGAGAGAAUGCCAGAAAGCAACAACAACAAAAAAAUCAAACCGACCUCUUAAACUUUUCGAAAAGCAUGCAAUCGAUCGUUUUUGCGACGAGGCGAUUUUCCAGCUCACUUCCCGAAUUCCCUUUUCCACACAUUCUGACUGGAAGAUUGUCACGUCAUCAUGCGCUUCCCUUUUGUUCCGUUCGUACCUUUCCGUUCAACACUGCUCAUUCAGGAAUGGGACGAGAAGUGGAGAACCUGAUCAAGGAAAACUCGGAGUUGUUGGACAUGAAGAACGCGCUGAACAUUGUCAAGAACGAUCUGAUCAACCAGGUUGACGAGUUGAACAGCGAAAACAUGAUCCUCCGAGACGAGAACUUGAGCAGACAGAUGGUCAGCGAAAAGAUGCAGGAGCAAAUUUCGAAGCUCGAAGAAGAGAUGAAGUCGAUGAAGCAGAAGCUGAUGGACAAGGAGAACGAACAAGAAGAGGUAAGAACACGACCAUUCUUUUGUUUAUCACAGAGUGAUUGCAGGAAGACGUUCCGAUGGCCAUGCGCAAACGAUUUACUCGAUCCGAAAUGCAGCGCGUGCUCAUGGAUCGAAAUGCGUACAAAGAGAAGCUGAUGGAGCUCGAAGAGUCGAUCAAAUGGACCGAGAUGCAACGAGCGAAGAAGAUGCAGCAGCAGCAGCAGAAUGUGAAUCAGAAGAAGUCGGGCGGCAUCUGGGAAUUGUUAGCGAAUUUCUCCCCAAGGCGAACCUUAUCCGCUUAAUUGUUACAGUUUCUCGAGUCUCCUGGGCGAAUCAGUGACUCCUCCCGCAUCUGCUCGCGGUAAUCGUACUACUUCCACGCGCAGCAAGAUGACCCGCUCGGUGGAGUACAUCGAUCCAGACAUGUCAGUUAACAACGAAUCGGGCUAGUUGAACUUGUUAAGGGCACAAUAAAUGUAUGCUAGAUGUGUGUCUUUUAGGAUACAUCUGAGCAGAUAACAGCUCCCCUGCUUCGCUCUCGAUGAACAAUUCAUAUAAUUACUGAAAACUCUAGUACUGACCGCACUCGUCCGCACACUAGCACUCACUAAUCACUGAUAGCCAUAAUGCACUCGAGACAGCUUUAGUUCCCUCUCCUUUCCCGCAUUCCUCUGCCCUGCCGAUCUCUCACAAUACUCCUAGAGACGAUCCCUUUCUGAUCCCUUUUAUAUAUUAAUCAAAUUGCAUUUUAUUAUCACCAAUCAUAUUGGUUGCCGAUUAGUUUAAUUUUAUCAUCAAAACCCGUUUAAAUUUUCUCCGUUGAGUUAACCCCGUUGCUUGUUAUUCUCGAAUGUUUUUGUAAAAUAGUUCUUUGGAAAUGCACGGGUAGCUUUCCCUUCCUCGGUUUCAGCCGCAUGCAUUCAAUUCACCCAUUCAUCCUAAUUGCACUCUUCCCUCAACCUCAUCUAUUCAUUGUGUUGUGAUGUCAUGCAUCUACCGUAGGGCACACUGUUUCAAUAUAAAGAGUUUUUUGGAAAUUGAUGUUGUGGUAAAUUGAUAUCGACAAAUUUGCAGGAUUUCGGAGAGACGUGCCGCCGAGAGACGAGAGCAGUACAAACUGGUGCGAGAGCACGUCAAGAAAGAGGACGGCCGAAUCGAAGCGUACGGCUGGUCGUUCCCGAACGUCGACGCCGACGUCUCUUCUGUUCCGAUUCCCGUCUGCUGCCGACCUCUUCUCGAUAACGAGCCGUCGCUCAAGGUUUGGUGUGCGACGGGAGUUGUCCUGAGAGGAGGAAGGGACGAAAAGGGACAGUGGAUCGUCGGAGAUCCCAUCUAUUUCGCUCCCGCUUCGUUGAAAAAGACGAAAACAUCGAACACUCGUUUGGAGUUGGAGGAUGAGAUACAGGUAAGAAACCGAAAGUUCUGAGGCAGAUAAGAGAGCCUUCCAUUCUCAGAGAGCCCGUAAUCUGGAUGCUCGCGAGAGUGAACUCGACGAGUGGCAGUCCUCUUCGCUCGUUUGGGUGGCCAGUUCGAAUCAGGGGAAGAGCUUGAUCGCAGUUUUCGACGCGAACAAUCCGAAUAACAUAAUCGAAACGUUCCCGGCGUGCGACAGUCAUCUGCUGUGCAUUCAAGCAGUCUCCGGAGUGAUGGAAGGCGAACCGGAAAUGAAUGAGGAACAGUCGAAGAAGUAUCUGUCAGGAGGCGGAAAAGUGAAGGAGUUGCCCGAAGGAUUGGAUGGCGCAGACCUCGGAGCGUGCGAAUGGGUCGAGCUGAGAAAGAUGGAGGAUUCGGAGGACGGAGUGCCCACUUACUGCUCGAACGACAUGAAACCGAGUCCGAAGAGAACGAGAGACUGUGAGUUUAGGUACUGAUAUGAAUGCAAAUAGAUUCAUUUCCAGUCAGCAUCAGCGAAGUGGCACCGGUCGACCCUUCCGCUCCUGUUAAAGGUAAUAAAAAACAAGCUCCAUCUCGAGAAUCCCUUCUUUCUCUUCUUAUUUGCUACGUCUUCUCAUCUCUUUCUCUUUUCUCUUUUUAGCCAAAACUAAAUUGUCGAGAGUGUCGGAGAGUGUGAUGGCAGACGAAACGCCGAAAGUGAUUCCACUGGAGAAACUGAAAAAGGCAAAAGGUGAACGGGGGACGUCUUCUUUCGAUGUCGUGUCGUCCCUCACUCUGUCUCUCUUUAGUUCCAGUCGCCUUUCAGUUUUCCUCAGCACCUGUUCUUUCUGAAACUCUUCCACUAAUUCAAUUUCUAAAAUGUGUAAUCCUCGGUUACCGCUUCUGCACGUCUCCGUGCUCUACUGCUUAAUUCGUCUCCAACCUCGGCACUUUCAGAGCCGCUUCCGCCCCCUGCCACUCGUCCGGCUGGCCGAGCAGCACUUCCGCCACACAUCCGAGACGCGAUGAGCAAGUACGACGGAGUCUCCGGACAGAUGAGCGGCGCACUUCCGACUGUCUGGAUGGGCGGCCAAAACCAAUAGUGAGCACUUGAAGGCGUCAUUCUCUGAUCUGAACUCUUUCUCUUCCAGCAUCUACAUUCACUCAGCGGUAACUGCAUGGAAGCAAUGUCUCCGUCGCAUCAAAAUGCCUGACGCCGUUCUCAGUAUUGUGUAAGCAGACACAUGUCAAUCCGAACAUCAUGCAUAUUCAUUAUUUUCAGACAUUAUAAGGGUCGCAUUUUCGCAGCUCUUGCCAAUGGAACCAUUGCCAUCUUCCAUAGAAACAAACGUAAGAGACAUUCGAAGUCCGCUACCCGCACUUGAAGUUUUGUUUUCAGAUGGUGAAUGGUCAGACGAAGGAUAUCAUUCUCUGCGCGUUGGAAAUGCCACCUCAUCUGUCCGAUCACUUUGUCUCGUCUCGACGAACAUCUGGGCAACCUACAAGAACUGUGUAGUCGUCAUUGAUGCAGAGAGCCUUCAGAUUGUGGUAUGCGCUUCUUUCAUUCUCCACUCACUGAAUAUGUUCAUCUUCAGAAAGUGUUCGCUGCUCAUCCCCGCAAAGACAGUCAAGUCCGUAAUAUGCAAUGGGUGGGAGCGGGGGUCUGGCUCUCGAUUCGUCUCGAUUCGACUCUCCGCCUCUACCAUGCUCACACGUACGAACACCUCCAAGACGUGGACAUUGAGCCGUACGUGACCAAAAUGCUCGGCACCUCGAAGCUCGACUUCUCCUACAUGCGAACGACGGCCCUUCUCGUCUCAAACAGAAGACUCUGGAUUGGAACAGGAACUGGAGUUAUCAUUUCAGUUCCGUUCACUGGAAGUGAGUUGUGAGAAAUAGUGACGUCAUGUGUAAAUAGCGUUUCAGAGCUGGAAAAGAAGGUCGAGACGAAGGAUUCGAAGAGUCCUGUCGGACCGGGAGGGCUCGUCAGAGUCUACGGAAAUCCAUCAGACAAAUCGAAUGAAGAGAAGUCGAGUGAUGACCUCAUUCCGUACUGCAACAUGUCGCACGCCCAACUCUCCUUCCACGGACACAAAGACAGCGUCAAGUUCUUCCUCGGUGUACCCGGGGCGUCAAAGAACGGCGACGAAGAGUCGGCUGAAGUGACUCUACGGCGCAUGUUAAUCAUGUCCGGAGGAGACGGAUACAUUGACUUCCGGAUAGGUAGACAUCUCCUUUUUGUCCGCCUAAAGAUAUCGCUUUUGCAGGUGAAGAGAACGAGCCGGUACUGAGUGGGAUAUCCAUUCGACCACGUGACAUGUCUCACUUGAUCAUCUGGGAAAUCGAUGCCGAACUCCCGAUCCUUUCCAAAUAA